Messenger RNA from Cydia strobilella, 4435 nucleotides. RefSeq lists its product as uncharacterized. The transcript has 4 exons. NCBI's taxonomy places the organism in Eukaryota, Metazoa, Arthropoda, Insecta, Lepidoptera, Tortricidae. The coding region runs from base 1 to 4410 and encodes 1469 amino acids. The record is from RefSeq and is a predicted model, not a curated record.
AUGCCUUUAGGCUGGCGUGCCAUCCAUGUUAUAAUAAUAUACGUAAAGGCAAGUGGUUUUGCAGAUGUGUUGUGCGUGCUGUUGCUCAGUGGUGUCCAAAAGGAGGACAUCGACGCGAGCACCCUGCGGAAGCUGCAGCGGCACAACGUAAACAUCGACGAUAUCAACGGCCAGCAGCUGAAAACACAAUGUCUUGGUAAAACAGACAGUUCAAUCACUUUGACCACGCCACUGACAAAUCCGACAACCGAGAAAACAAAAAUAACCGUUACCGACAAAAUUGGACUGCCAGCCGAAGACACGACACCGCUACAAAAGAUCUUUGAAUAUUUAGAACUUUUACACAAAGAAGAAAAAAGAAAAGCCUUGGAAUCUAAAGAUGACAAAAAAAUAAAACAGGGACAGAAACCCUUCUCAUUUCUAUCCAGCUCCCCUUUUCGUGAUAGAAUUCAAGGAAUAAACGUUGAAGAUUUAAAUACCGAAACACGACUUCCAAGAACGACCAGCACUAAGAAAGACGAUGAAAAAAGCAAAAUGGAAAAGAGUAUAAAUUCGAAACUAGAGGCCUUAAUGAACGUUUUGCGAAUGAAUAUUGGCAGGACGCCUGAUAUAUCGCAGCAAGGAAGUACUACCGUUAAAACAGUUAAAGUUCUCCCUAUUUCUGAACACACAAAAAAUAUCGACUACAUUACAAAAAUUGUAGAGGAAAUAAUGUCCAAGAGACAAUUGAAAGAAGUAAACACAACUAAAGUCCCUAAUUUGAAUACAAAUAAAUCAUUGCAAAAUAUAGACGAAAAGCUCGACAUUCAAUCCAAAAACAAAUCAAUAUCACUAAUAAGCUAUUAUUUAAAAAAUUGCAAACUCGAGAAUUUUUACGGAAAUAAUCAAGGUGAUAAAGAUAAAUUAGAUAUAUUUGACAAUGUCAAAAGGCUUAGAUCCAGUAUUAACGAGCCAGAUGGAAAUGAUAAUAGCGAAUACUCCAUUUGCAAUAAACUAAAAGUACAAGAACAGAAAGUUAUCCCUGGCCAAAACGGCCACCCUAUAAUCAAUAACAUUUUAAGUGAAUUAAAAGAGGAAAGUGAAAGGUUUAAGCUGUUAGAUAAAGAAAGUGCCAUUGGAACUACUAUGGAACAUCAACCACAAACUGCGCUCAUCAAUCAGAAAAAUAACAAAUUUCUCAAUACUAAAGAAGGGUUAAAUAUAGUAAACAAAGACUACAAUAGAGCAUUAGGCAAUGAAUCUAAAAGUAUUAGCUUUGAUGGCCUAAGAGGUCACAUAAAAAUAAGUGGUGCUUAUAAAGAAGUCUCGGAUACUGAAACUGAUAAAGCAUUAAAAAAUGUAUUACAAUCGCAAUCAAAACUUUUUAAUCAAAUAUUUAAUCAACAAAGAAACAUAAUAAAAAUGUACAAUACCGACAAGGAAAAGUUAAAACCACGCGAAAAUGAACGUCCCGAACCUUUACAAUCUGCAUUGAAAGCUCAACUAAAUAAUGAACAUAAUGAGCCUAUGGUAACCAUGCAACAAUCACAAGAUAACUACCCGACAUACAUUAAUGAAAACAAACAUAAACUAGAGCCUAAAUUAGGACAUGAGCAAGCAAAACUUGUAGGUCAAUCACGUUUAUUCCAUUACAACCCAUCCAAAUCAGACAACAAUGUAUUGAAUGAAGAAUACAAAAGUUAUCAACUUACGGCCCCAAACUCUUUUAUUAUAGAAGAUCAAGCUACAGAGCCAAAAAAUAAUCUUAGAACAAGAAAUAAGAUAGAUGAUAAAUUAAAAACAACCAACACACUAAAUAGUAUCGAUCACGAUCGAGACCUAGUUAAGGACUAUAGACGACCCUGGUUCUAUGCUGAACUGAGCAAUAAACAUUUUAAACCCAAAAUCAAUGGAAAUCAACAGGGAUUAUAUUUUACACCUAAUAGCGAUAACAAAAUAACCAAUACAGUCGAGCCUAGAUUAAAAAAUUCGUACGAAAAAAGUUGGUCACCGUACUUUGACACGGCCGAUAAUAACACUACAAUUAUUCAAACAAACGAAGAUCUAAGGGCUAAUAAAGAACAUCCAAUUUUAGUAGAUCCAUCAUUAACCCAAUCAAACGUCCGAGAAUUAAUUGAUAGCAGUAAAAAAUACCCCAUGAUCGACGGAACGUAUCAAUAUGAAAAUAAAUAUCGUAGCCUCAUUGAAGAUAAAAAUUCUGAACAAUUAAAAACCAAACAAGAUAAGAAAAUUGACAUAGUUAAUAGCCAGACAUUUCAUGAAACUAGGGUCAAAUGCCUUUCCACUGCUGAGUAUAAAAGUAACCAUUUUAGAAAUAACCAAAAUAAUAUGAAAAUUACUAAUAUUAGAGAAAAUAAUGAUGAAACUGAAACUUUCAAUAAUAAUAUAAAAACGAAACAUAAUAAUUAUAGAUUACCAUCAAGACCCACUAUCACUGAGCAGCACUUGGACAGUGACACAACUUUAGACCGAUUCAAAACAAAUAUUGACGACGAUGAUUUGUUCAGUCAAAAUGAGACUAAAGAAAGUAAAAAAAUACCUUCAUUACCUCCAAAUGUUAUAAAAGAUAUAGCACAAAGUAUAAAAGAAUUUGUGUUAAGAGAUUUAAAAACGACGACGAUAACACCUAGCAGCACUACAACUUCUCAGAUGACAACUACAAUACCUACUACAAUCACCAAAACAGUUAAAUCUACGACAAAAGAAGACAUGACAACGACAUCGACCAAAGAUCCAUUAAAGAUACAGGAUGCUUCGAAAACAUUGGAGAAAAUGAUGGAAAUGUUAGCGAAAAUUACUUUGAUGAAAAAUACAGUUUUAGAACCAAAGAACGUUAAGCAUGUUCCGUACAACAUGAAUACAACAGUCCCAACACAAAAAACAAUCACGCAACGCCAUGAGCAACAAAUAGUACCAACAGACAAUACCCUCCGACAUCAACAAAAUAUCCAAUUGGAAGAAAACCGUGUACCGCAUGUUCCACAACCUUUACAACAAAACGUAAAAAACCUUAAAGCAUACGUGCCUCAACUGGUAGAAAUGAAAUAUGAAAAUUUGUUGCCAUAUGGUUCACAACCUUUGCAACAGAAUCCAGAAAACCAUGUACCAUAUGAUACACAGCCUUUACAGCAAGGCCCUGUGAAUGGAUUACCAUAUGAAGUUCAAACAUUAAAGCGCAACUUAAAAAACCCAGAAAUUAGCGAGCCGUAUGUGUCACAGGCAGUACAACUCAAAGAAGAAAACCGUUUACGAUAUUAUCCACAUACCUUAGAGCGUAAUCCAGAAAACGAAGUAUAUGUUCCACAGGCCCCAGUAAACCAUUCACCAUAUGUUCCAAAGGUUAUGCAGCUCAACGUUGAAAACCCUACGUACGUCCCACAUACCGUACAAAUGAAAGCAGAAAGCUAUUUUCCAUUUGAUUCACAGCUCUUACAAAAUAAUCAAGAAAACACACAGUCUUUCCAGCGUAAUACAGAAGACCUUAUACCAGUGCCAGAAGUUAAAACAGAAAGCCGAAUACAGUACUUUCCACUAGCUUUACAACCAAAAACAAAAAACCGAAUUCCAUAUGAAUUGCAGCGGUCUGAGCCCAACCCAGAAAACCCAGCGCUCUUACAAUAUUUGCCACAUGCUGCAGAAUUACCACCAGGAAAUAACAUACCAUAUGGUUCACCGGCUGUGCGACUAAAAACGGAAGAUUAUUUACCAUAUAACCCAAAACCCUUACAAAAUGGCUCAAAAAACAGACCAUAUGAUUACAGUAUGAUGGACCCUUAUCAUCAUUCGAAAAUUGAAUAUAAAACAUAUCUAAAAGAGGUUCAAGCACCUGUCCCGCAAAACAAAGUAAAACCGUCUUCCGAUAAACAAGUUAUAACAGUACAAACAAACUCUGGAGAAAUAUCACCAUUGAAAAUAGUACUGCAGAAACCUUUUUUGCAAAAUAUAGUACUUACAACACAACCGCCAGUAAAAGCGCAUCACAGUGAUGAAACUUUCCAUUUCAAAAAACCAAUACAAAAACAAAAUCGACACCAAGUGGAAGUCAAAGAAAGCGAAAUGAGUAAUAUUAAUGAAGACAAAGGUUAUGUGCCUCGACAUGCACACAAAGACACUAAGAUAGCUGUUCCAAAAUCUAGAAAAACUAAAAAGGAACGUGGAGUAGUCCAACACUAUAAACCACGAGUUCUUAAUGAAAUUGAAAAAUUUCAUGAAAAGUUAGAGAGAGGCGAUGCCUGGCAUCGCGAAGAUGAAAAGAUUGCAAAGAGAGUGCAAAGACCUAUUGUGAAGAAUACUAAUUAUGAUGACACGCAUUUUCGAAACUUUCUACAAACACAACAGAAAGUAAACGCUAUGCUUGAGAAAAUAUUGGCUUCUGGUAAAACCAAGCCAAUCAGUGCCGAGGUUAUAUAAAUUUUACUGUUUUGUAGUAUUUUUU